This is a messenger RNA of Symbiodinium natans, 4044 nucleotides long. The record is from the annotation of a GenBank genome assembly. Lineage: Eukaryota; Dinophyceae; Suessiales; Symbiodiniaceae.
AUGGGACGGCGAAGCCGCUUGGUCAACGCAGUGUGUGCAAAGCAGCAACCAGAGAAGGCAAGGCAUGACGAUGGUCCGUUCAUCGACUACAUGUUCCGUGAAGUGGCUCGUCGGGGGCUACUGCGAGAUGAUGAGUCUGUGGCUACCUUCAGCGCCGACCCACUGUCCUUCGUUCGGCGCAUCUUGGCGUCUGACUAUGCGGCGCAAGCCACUGCCGAUCAGGCGCUGGUCCGCGAACAGCUCAUCUGGAAGAUGGUGCACAUUCUGCGUGCUAACAACAGCGCUGAUCGUGCGGCAUCCCCCAGCUGGCAGGUUGCGCGGGAGGUGUACAGGAUCCUGCGUGCUGCCAGACUGCUGAGGACCAGAGUGAGCCUGCACCUUCUUCAGAAGAACAUCCAGGAAACAGUCGACAGAAAAGAGGCCAGGAAGCAAGCGGAAACAACAUCCAAUCGCCAUAGUCGUUUGAGGGACUUCUGGCCUCAGUUCCACAACUCUUCACGCCUGGGCCAUCCGUUGGAUGUCAAGAGCUUCACUUCAAGUGAUAUCGUCUUGCCACCGCUGGUGCCCAGUCCCCUGGACAAGGCAUCAAAAAGUCUCAAGGAUCUUGAAUGGAAGACGCGAGGUGCACGCAGCCAUUGUUCUGCAGGUUCAUGGAAUUGGCUACCAGAUCUACCCGCCGCAAAAGAGACGCCGCUUAGCACGGUCAAGGAUGCUAUGGGGCGGUCGGCUUCAACUUCCAAGAUUAGCAAAGACCCGAAGCAGACCAUUUCAAAAGAUGUUUGUGGGCUGAGAAGUUUUGUGAAAGAGAAGGGAGAUAUCUUUCCAAAGCUACUUCCUGACAGUGCCACAGCAUCGCCAACAACUUUGCUGCCAAGCAUCCAAGACAGUGCGAAAGAGGCUGCCCUUCUCCACAAAGGCAAGUUCCAACGUCCAUGGCAGAGCAGCCAGUUAGCAAACCAGUCACUGUCCACGAAGCAGUACCUCAGUGCCUGCAAUCGGAAGGGGCUCUUGCCCUCCACAGAUCCUUUUGUAACAGGCCACUCUGACUGCAUCAACGCCAAGGCCCAGGGCCUGUCAGAUCGAGACCUUCUGGCGAUCUGCGAAAUGCUUGAAACAGGAUCGCAAGUGCGAGAGUUGGACUUGGAAGGCAAUGCUUCCAUUUCGGAAAAGGCCUUUUUGCACCUCUUCACUUUCUUUGCAGACUCCCACACGGCCGCGGAAGGUCAAAGACCACGCAACCGCAAUCUGCAGAAGAUGAGCCUAGCCGGAUGUCCCAACCUUGUGCAGGAUGAGCCCUUUGCAGGUCUGAUUCAGUUGCUGAGCUCUGCCAGUAUGCAUAACUUGCAGAGCCUGAACCUGGCGGGCUUGGCGAUUGGCGUCAAUUGGCAGGUUCCGCUUUGCAAGGCCAUUCGCGAGCACAGUUCCCUUAAGACACUCUCCUUGGCGGAUACGGGGCUUGGAACCAGAUCCUCAAGCGACGAGGACGACAAUACGAUGGUGUGCAUUGUGGAACUACUAAGUAGCAGAAGCAUCGUACAUCUUGACCUUAGCUGGAACUGCUUUGGUGCUCUUGGAUUCGACUUCUUGGGGCAGAAGCUGAUUGAGCUAGGUACUUUAGAAAAACUGGAGCUGGCAAACUGCUCCACAUUGUCCAAGAAGUCACCUUGGAGCUCCUCCAUGGUGUACUUGCUGGAGCAUCUCAGUGAGAAUACAUCCCUUCAACACUUGAACAUCUCGGGGAAUUACUUGGAUUUUCGCUCAGCACUUCUCCUUGAGGAUUCUCUGGAGUAUAACACGGUUCUUCAAGAAAUGGAUGUAUCACACAACGGUCUCGGCAGUUUGGGUAUUCGCUGUCUGUUGCGCCUGCUUGCCAGAAAAACAUCAGGCUUGCAGUACUUUCAUUUCGAGAACUGCAGCAAAGGAACCGUCGUUGGAGCUCGGACAGACACGCAAAUCUUCCGCGCUUCUCGACCCCAUGGGCGUUACAAGUUUGAUUUAGCACAGCCUUAUCAUCGUACCUUGCUUCGCAUGCUGUACAAGACAGCAGAGCGGCUAAAUGUUGCCUUCGACCAAACUUUCCGUGAUAUGACAGCUUCACCGGCCUACAGCCAUGCCUCCAAGAAUGCAAAUGGAAUCUAUCAGAUGCCUCAAGCUGGGUCUCUCGAGCUCACUUUUACAAUGGACAAAGUUUUGGAGGACAGAGCUGCCUCUGCAAAGGGCAGUUCAGACUCCUUGGAUUUCAGUUCGGUUCUGACAUGCCAUGCCCAUUUGUUGCGGAUCCUGCCCGGACGCUCAAAGCAGGUUGCACUCCUGUCUCAGUGGAGGCGGAUGGAAGGUAUGCGUGAAGAGCAGAGCAUCAUGAUCGAUGCUCUAUCCAAAGACUUCCGUCUCAGCUUUGCUCAAAUGGCGGUGAUGUGUCAAGACCGCGCGCAAAUUUGGGAUGUAAUGGCGUGCCUUCAGUGUACACCAUUGGAGAGCCCAUUGCAAGCCUAUUUGGGAAAUCGCCUCAUUCCCAACUCCUGCGACUAUGUCAGAAUGCUUCAGAGGUCAGCGCGCCAAUUCUCAUUCAAUGCUGACAAUCCAACUGGCCGCUACACUUUGGACAUGUCCAACCCAGUCGACUAUGGCAUUGCUGAUAGCUUGGCAAUCCUAGACAAUUGGGAAGGAAUUCUGCGCAGCCGCGAAGGUGGAAUAGAUACGUCACAGCUGGGCAACAACUCUCAUGGGCGGAAUAUUCAACAUGCAAACUGCCCCCUUCCGUGUAGCCUCACUGAUUGGAUUCUUGCUGAGAGCGAUGUCCUCGAGCUGGACUACAGCAGCUCUCAGAGGCCAAAAGUUGGUGCCGAGCCGGUGAAGGAUUCGGAGUUUGAGUUGUUGAUGGCUGCUUUGCUUCAGUUUGCACGAUCCCCUGCUCGCUGCCGGUUCCAAGCUCUAUUGCAGAUUUCCCACACGCUCUAUGUGACAUGCGUACAGCUGCGUCAAAUUGUUGAUGUGUUCAAGGACCCGAUGUCUCGUUGCGAUGCCUACACUUUAUUCUACAAUCGUGUCGUGGAUAUCCAGCUUGAGAAGCUUGUGAGGAUGAGACUUGAUGAAGAUGCAGCUCCUUCUAUGUUGCGCCGGCUAGGAUAUGCAGCAAGCUUCCCCUACGUGCAGCCGGAGCAGCUGCACAUCCACUUAAGCUUCAAGAAUUACGACGAGCGGCUUUUGAUCAGUUCUCUUCUGAAGUUAUCCGGGAAGGAGAGUCCAUCCAACCUAAAGGAUCCAGUAUUCACUUCUGGAGAGGGCACGGUGGACCCACUCACGCUCGGCGUUCCCAAGUCUUGGGAGCAGAUGUCAAACGUCCCGAAGCAUGGAGUCUUCGAGGCAGAGUACAUCUGUCGAGCAGACCAGCGCAACUUCAAGGUCAGAAAAGACCUUCUAGAACAGAACGGAAGCUGGAACAUGUCUGAUGUUGGAGAAGAAAGCGUUUUCUUCUUCAGUCUCCCCAGCAAGUUGCCUCCCGAUGUUCUUGUGCUCUUAACCUGGAUGAUAGCCACCUGCGGAGGGCUUUCCAAUGCAUUGACGCAGAUGCGGCAAGACAAGGAUGUUGACGGACAGAUGAGCAGCCGUGAAUUUGAAGAUGGAUGCAAACGAAUGGGAUUUGUAAGAUUCAAGGGACCAGGCGAGCAACAGCGUUUCCAGUCUGUAUUUCGCUUCAUUGAUGUGCGUUCCGAAGGAAAGAUUUCAACGAAGGACUGGGAGGCCCUGCAAUACGUGGAGCAGGAUCUGCAAUUUUGCAUCCGGGAGACGGUCCUGUUUUGUCGGCGCCUCUUUGGUGAUUUGCCAAACGCUUGGGCUGCCCUCAGCGACGGCACUGUCACGAUGACGCUGGAAGAAUGGCAAGAAGCCUGGGAAACAGUGGGCUAUUUUGGUUCAGUUACGCAAGUCUUCGCUUAUUUAGACAAAGAUGGCACUGGCAGUUGCAGCAACGCAGCGUUUGAACAGCUUGCAAGGCAUGAGGUGUCCUCGUUGCAGGACAUGCUGACCGGAGUGAAACAAGAGUAA